AUGCGAGCGCUGUGCAUCGUCGCCCUGUGCGUGACUCUCGUGCGAGGCGCCGCAUGGGAUGCGCAGGUGUAUGGACGAGGACGCCUGCCGCGGUAUGACGACGAGCUUCGGCCGCUAGAAUGGGGUCAACUCCAGGUACUUCACACCACCGAUAUCCACGGAUGGUACCAGGGCCAUACGAAGUCAUCGCCCCCGGAACCAAACUACAGUGGCGACUGGGGCGACUGGAUCGCAUUUACGCAGCACAUGCGCCGCCUUGCCGAUGAGCGCGGGGUCGACUUGCUCCUGGUGGACACGGGCGAUUUGCAUGAUGGCAACGGGCUUUCGGAUGCUGGUCCCGGCGUCCAGGGCCACGUAAGCGAUCAAGUGUUUGCGUUGGCUGACUAUGACUUGCUGACGAUCGGAAAUCACGAGCUAUACAAUAUGAGUGUGGCACAGGACGUGUAUGAGCACUUUGUGCCGCAUUGGGGCGAUCGAUACCUGACGUCGAAUGUACAUAUUACCCUGCCUGGCACUACGCAAUCGCGUCCUAUUGGUCACAGGUACACGCGCUUUACGACCAAGAACCAGCGCCUUACUAUUCAGGCAUACGGUGUGCUCUUUGACUUUCAGUUAGGAGCACCUGGGAUCACCGUGCAGGACCCCAAAGCUAUGGUAAAGGAGGCGUGGUUCCAAGCGUCAUUGAGGGCAUCGUCGGAUGUGGAUGCCUUUGUGAUUGCAGGGCACAUGCCCGUCACAGGCUACGAUGGUUGGGACGCGAUUCAUGAAGCCAUUCGAUCCGUGUGGCCUACGACUCCCAUUCUCAUGUUGGGCGGACAUACACAUGUUCGAGACUGCCGCAUGCUAGAUAGCCAUGCGAUGGCCCUGGAGAGUGGGCGUUACCUCGAGACUGUCGGCUGGAUGAGCGUGUCGAAUGUAUCGGUGCCCACUUUUUCGCGGCGCUACAUUGAUGCAAAUCCACGCAAUUAUGCGUUUCAUGCGGGCCUGGUGCAUGCUGGGCACUUAUCCACGCCUCGAGGUCGAUUUGUGCGAGCCACCAUGGAUGCGAUGGCUCGAGCGUGGAACUUGACGGAUGUGUACGGCAUUGUACCACGCGACUAUUACUUGGACCGCGCUCCGUAUGGGGAUCCUAGUGCGCUGCUCACACUGAUGAGCGAGCACAUCUUGCCAGAUGUCGUACGUUCGUCGUUUCCCGCACGCGCAAAUGCAUCGAGCCUGAUCAUUAUGAACAGCGGAAGCCAGCGCUUUGAUGUGUUCGCUGGUGCCUUUACCAAAAAUGAUCAGUACAUUGUGAGUCCCUUUCGCGAUGCAUUCUUGUUCGUGCCUGAUGUGCCCUGGUAUGUGGCACGGCGCCUUGUGCAUCGCCUAAAUGAACUGGGCGCAGUACAUAACGAGCAGCCUGGUGCGGUACACCCAGCCCAGGGCGACGCGGACCCUAUAUUCCAUCAAUACCUCCGACAUGCGUUUUAUUCAUACUGGCUAAAUCGCCUCUCGCCGACGUCUACUUCGUCGACACAGUCACCCGUGCCAAGUGGUCGUCCGGCAUCAGCGCGGCGGCUCGAAGAGUUGUUGGAACAGGUGGGAACGGAUGGCAGUAUGGCCGAGGCAUUGCCCCACCUCGUAGGUGGAUCUCGUGGACGCUCUCCGAGCCUUGGCUACGUCACGGCAGAUUCGUGCUCAGGUCUCGGCGAUGAUACUGUGCACACGCCUAUACCGUACAGCGAUGAACAGCCUGAUUAUAUUGCUGCACAGCCUGUGCCGUUGCCCAGCAGUGACCAUGACCAUGUGGAUGUCAUUUUCGCUGAUUUUAUCGCUCAGUCAAUUCUCUCCUUGUUAAAUACGUAUGACGCGCGGCGACAUUAUACGAUGGCAGACGUGAGUGUAUGGGGCAAUGCCACGACCGAGUCGCUGUAUUCCAGCUUCGCCCAGCUGCACUGGCGACUAGAUUCUAUGGAUAGCGCUUUGCAUGAUAUGGACAGAGCGGCUACGUUCGAUGGCUAUCCACCUCUAGCACCAUUUGACACGUAUGCGGGAGAUCCGUAUGCUCCGGUCACAGCACCACGCCUCGUAUUUCAGUAA
Malassezia restricta is the source of this 2079-nucleotide messenger RNA. RefSeq names its product serine/threonine-protein phosphatase. Gene Ontology annotation, molecular function: hydrolase activity. The transcript has a single exon. The record is from RefSeq and is a predicted model, not a curated record. NCBI's taxonomy places the organism in Eukaryota, Fungi, Basidiomycota, Malasseziomycetes, Malasseziales, Malasseziaceae. Gene Ontology annotation, biological process: nucleotide catabolic process. Gene Ontology annotation, cellular component: cytosol. Bases 1 to 2079 code for a protein of 692 amino acids.